AAAAGAUCAUUUAUUUUGUAAAUUUACAAGACAGAAAGUAACUUUUUAGUAACUUUCAUAUUUCAUGAGUAACUGAAAAGCUGCUAUUGUUUUUCCAAAAUCUCAGAAUGAUUCAAGUGUUAAUGGUUUAUAUCCCAGUCGAUGUUCUUGCCUGAGAAGACUUGUGCAUAUUUUGUUUCUCUCUCUCUCUUUUUUUUUAAACACUCAAAAAUGUGUGUUUGUGUGUGCGUGUGUUUGAAAGAAUGGACAUAGAGCUGUGCUAGAGCUGUUUGGUUGUAUCUGACCAACUUUUCAACACAUGUAGUACACAGACUCACGCAAGAACACACAAACACUGAGCAACCUAUAAUAAUGAUGUCAGGAUUGCAGUUAUAAUCUCUUUGGAUGUAAGAACAUAAUAGUCAUCAGUUUCCAUCUGUUUUUAGAGAUCUCACAGAACCACAAAUUGCAAGCCCAUUUUGAGCACUUCGGCAUAUUAGCAGAAAAUGAUUAAUUUUUUUCUAAAGCAAUUAAACAGAUAAAACAUAUCAAUAUCAUAGCUCUCAUACUGCUUAUGUUCUAAUAAUGGAAUAAUUUCCACAAUUAUAUAUUUAUUUAUUUUCAUAAAAUAGCUCAAUAACAAAAUGCUUUCUUUUCUUUCCCUUUCAGUAGAACAAAGCUGUAUGCAUUUCUUUGGAACACAUUAAACAGAAAUGAUUUUUUUUUUAUUCUUAUGCACAAAUACAACAAUAUUAUUAUAAACACCUUCAGAUUAAUAAACAACUAAUAUUAUUGAUCCAUUAACAACAUCUAUUUAACUUAUCAAAGAUGCAGAAAACAAAAUAUUUAUUUAUUUAUUUAUUAUUUUUUUGGUGCAAUUUGAGGUGCAUGUGUCAUGUGUCCUAAAACCAGCAUUUUAUUUAUUCUUUCUUUGUUUCUUUGUUUCUUUCUUUUUUUGUUUCCAACAAUUCAAUCAUUUUCCAAAUAGUGGGAUAGUGAUAGAAAACGUUAUGUUGUCAUAUGGCAACACCAUACAGUAUAGUCUCAUAGCAAAAUGUCAAGAGUUUGUAUCAGAGGAAGAUUCAUGUGUGUUUCUUAUGCAUGCCUCAGUCACUCAAAUGUGCCCUUAAAACUGUCCCAUCAUGCCUGAAGCACAGCACUGAUCCCUUACUUCCAAACGGAUAUUAACAAAUGACUAGCCAAAUUUUCUAUAUACCCUAGACUCUGUGGUUCGAAUUUUGGCCUGGGUUACAGAGUAGCUUCCUCUAAGGCUUAGAGUGGCACUAAGACCAUAUAAAGAAAGACUUUACCAUACUACUGUAUUUCAGUAGUUCGUAUGUUAAUGUAAUCUUGUGUUGAAGCAGUAAACGUAUCUGGCUUGCUGUCCGUAUACUGGAGGGCUCGGAGCUCGAGACUCGACUAUGACUAUGGCAGGAAGUAUUUAGUACGGCAAGCCAGCAACAAUUCUAUUUGGUAAAUUGGCUUGGCGGAUGCUUCUGAAUCGUUCUUCCCCCCAAAAUCUGUAUAGAGGGAGUGAUUUAAGCAUUUGUUUGAAGGUGCGUUCUUGUACGAUGGCUGGUCGAGAGGGCUACACUGCGAUUUGAACGAGAGACCACCACUCGUCGUAAAAGUGGGUGGACUCACGGUAUGUGAACAGGGAAGGUGAAAAUGAGAGUUGGCUCGUGCUGCAUUCGAAAGGGAGGGCUCACACUGCGAUUCAAACGGGAGACUGUUCUAAGAGAGAGAGGUAUAGCUCACGGAGUUUGAACGGGUAAGCCCAGCAUGCGUUCGAACGGGGAAGGUGAGAAUGAGAGUUGGCUCACACUGCGUUCGAAAGGGAGGGCUCACAUUGCGAUUCGAACGGGAGACUACUCUAUAGAGAGAGAGAGCGCUCACGACAUUCGAUCGGGUAAGCCCAGCAAGCAGUCGAAUGGGGAGAAUGAGAACGAGAGUUGGUCACGCUGCGUUCGAAAGGGAGGGCUCACAUUGCGAUUCGAAUGGGAGACUGCUCUAUUGAGAGAGAGAGCUCAUGGCAUUCGAAUGGGUAAGCCCAGCAAGCAAUCGAACAGGGAAAAUGUCAGGAGAAUUGUCACAGGAAGCAGAUCUGAUCUGGAGUCCAGGCCCGAGAAAAAGAGAGAGAGAGAGAGUCCUGAGAGAGUUACGUUUCCUGCCUGCAGAGUCUGCUCACACAACCUCUCUUUGUUUUACUGGCCUUUUUUCCCUCGUUUUUUCAUCCCCCUCUGCCAUGAAAAAACACACAGCAGCCAGGAGCAGAAGAGAGGUCACAAACCGAUGGGGAGAAUGGAGAAGGAAGAGAGAGUAAGAGAGAGAGAGAGAGAGAGAGAGAAAGAGAGAGAGCGCAGACGGAACACAUCAUCGGCAUUUGAAAAGAAAACAAUGGUGGUGGCCAUUGCUACUGUCUGAUAGAGUGAAGGAACUUGUGGAGGAGAGAAGCUUCACUCUUUAAAAAAAUAAAAAAUAACAGUGGGAAAAACUGACAGAUAUCGCCACCAGCUCUCAAAUUUGAAAUAAUGUAGAGAAGGGGAAGUGGGGCCUGAAACCCUAAUUCAAUCACAUCAGAACUCAACUGUGAAACAAGAGACAGACGUGCAUCUUGGAUACAGAUAGAACCGGUCAGAUGCUUUUGUUUUGUUUUUUAUUUCUCCUACCCUGAUUCAGGGGCCAUAAUUUUGAUUUGCUUCACUGUCAGUAAUGUACAGUAUGCAUUAGGACAGAGUCCAGUUUUCUUCCAUAAAGACCCAAUGCACACAUACAUGAGUAUUAUCUUGCUUAAACCAUUGUGUUCUCAGUCUGUGCAGUGCUCAGAGAUCUGAGCUUCACUCUGCUCUGCUUUACUUUGGGUGUGGUGUCUUCUCGAGAGACCAGGCUGGCUCUCUCCUAGUCAAAACAAGAUCCUGGCUCAGCCAGUCGUCUAGACAAGUUUUAAAACAGUAUGCUCCAAAGUUCAACGUAUAUAGGCAUUUUUCACCAAAAGAUCUGUGAGAUUCUAUUGUGAACAGUUUUGACUAAGAUUGGUCAUAUAUGUUAAUCUGAGCAGUUAUUAACACAACAUUUAAUAUGGAAAUUUGAAUGUUUGAGGUUAUAUACUGUGAUUGUACUGAUUGUGAUUCAUAGGGUAGUAAACACAAGAUCUACAGUUUAGAUCAGUGUAAUAUAAUAUUAAUUGUAGUAAGUAGAGUAUUAAUCUGUAUUAAACUUUAACUUCCUGUGUGAAAUUGCCCUAGAAUCUAUUGGCAUAGGAUAAAAGAGUAAGUGAAAAUAGAGCCAGCCAAU
Myxocyprinus asiaticus (Chinese sucker) is the source of this 3273-nucleotide messenger RNA. RefSeq lists its product as uncharacterized. The coding region runs from base 1762 to 2403 and encodes 213 amino acids. The record is from RefSeq and is a predicted model, not a curated record. The transcript is spliced from 2 exons. Lineage: Eukaryota; Metazoa; Chordata; Actinopteri; Cypriniformes; Catostomidae.